AUGAAGGUAUCUUGUCAUAAUCUUGCUUCUAAUGCUAUUAGUUCUUUGAAAACCCGUCCACAUGUCUUAUCACUUUAUCGUCGAGUAUUUCGAAUAGCUCGAACAUGGAAAGCACAGUCUGGAUUUAAGGAAGAUUCUAUACGUGAAGCUGCUCAUAUGAAAGAAGAGGCAAGAACUCUAUUUCGACAAAAUGCACAUCUUACUGAUGUAAAAGAGAUUGAAAAUCAUAUCAGAGAAGCUGAGGCGAGAAUUGAAUUAACGCUACAUUACGGCACACCCUAUCCUCGUUUGAUCAAUGCACCCCCGAAUACACUAGCUGCGCAUAUGACUACAUCAUCAAGUAAAAGUAACAAGGAAAAAUCACAACUAUCUCGACGAACGGAACGAGUUUUACGUGAAUCUGUACCAUCAUAUUUAAAGUCGUAUACGUAUAAACCAAUAAAAAAGAAGAUUGAAAAACGAGUACGCUGA
This is a messenger RNA of Heterobilharzia americana, 471 nucleotides long. The record is from the annotation of a GenBank genome assembly. Lineage: Eukaryota; Metazoa; Platyhelminthes; Trematoda; Strigeidida; Schistosomatidae.